AUGACACUGCAGAUCAAGAGAAGAACACCUAAGAAAUACGAGUGGAACACGAACGAUUACGUGACGCCAGAAUAUGGAGGCACAUCCCUACGGGGGGAGGCCUAUGUACGUCAGAGGAGGGAGCUCUACGUACCCACCGCUGUUAUCAACCCACUACCCACUGCUAUCAACACCGCAGCCCAGUCAACAAUACCGAGGUCACCUGAAUACUCGCAAGGAUCAACAACGACUAUUACAGCGCCAUUACGACAGAUAUUAUACAUGGCGUCUAGCGUAACUAGUACUCGUGGUAUGGUGGUGACACCACAUCAACUAGCUAGUCAGAGCGCUGUGACUGUUCUUCGAGAUGGGGGAACUGCAGUCGAGGCGGUUGUCGCUGCUGCUGCCACAAAUGCAGUCGUUUAUCCUCACAUGAACAGCAUAGGUGGAGAUUCCUUCUGGUUGAUUAUCCCACCUCGAGGAGAUCCUCUUGUCAUUGAAGCUUGUGGUGUUGCCGGUAGUCAAGCCAACUUUGAAUUCUAUGCAGGACUGGAUAGAAUCCCUAUAAGAGGUCCAAAAGCUGCUAAUACAGUUGCUGGAGCUGUCGGGGGGUGGCAAGAAGCCUUAAAUUAUGUAUCAGAAUGUGGCUAUCAGAGGAAAUCUACAUUAAAACUCUUAGCUGAUGCUAUUUAUUACGCUGAGCACGGUUUUCCUGUAUCAACUUUACAUGAAGCUAAUCUAAAGAUAGUGAAAAACGAGGGAUGGUUUUCACCCGAUUUUAAAAAAACUUUUUUGCCAAAUGGCACCAUACCUAAAGCCGGCGACAUAUUUUGCCAGAAAAAACUUGCAAAAACAUUGAAACACUUAGCUAAGAAGGGACUAUACAGUUUUUAUAGAGGUAAACUGGCAAAAAAAAUUGCGAAAGAUAUGAAAAAUGUUGGUAUGCCUAUUACCAAGGCCGACUUGGCUAAUUAUACCCCUAUAAGAAAGCGACCUUUAAGAUUAUUACAUAAAUGUGGCGAACUUCUGAAUGUCCCACCACCUACUCAAGGUUUAGUAUCAUUGUCUAUUCUAGGAAUAUUGGACAAACUAAAUAUAGACGGCAAAAGUGAGGGAAAGUUUAUUCACACCACUGUUGAAGCAACUAAGCAGGCAUUUGACAUAAGAGAUCAAUAUAUAACUGAUCCUGCCUAUAUGAAAGUUGACCCUAAUUGCUUGCUCUCUGAUAGAGUAAUUACUGCAAUGUCUAAUAAUAUCGGUCGAAAAGCGAGACACUUGAAAAAUGUCAAAGGACCGGGAGAUACGGUUUGGCUAGGAGUAAUGGAUGAUAAAGGAUUUUCAGUUUCUUUUCUUCAAAGUACCUAUUAUACUUUUGGAAGUGGAGUGGUUUUACCCGAAACUGGUAUAUUGUGACAUAAUAGAGGGGUUUCUUUUACACUAGCUAAAGACCAUAUACGAUCACUGAAACCAGGGAAUAAACCUUUUCAUACUUUGAAUCCCGCCGCUGCUCGUUUGAACGACGGAAGACUUAUAAUAUACGGAACACGGGGAGGCAAUGGUCAACCGCAAACACAAGCUGCAAUUUUCCAUAGAUACGUGAUUCAAAAUGUACCAUUGCAGAAAAGUGUUUCUGAUCCAAGGUCGCUGUAUGGAAGUAACAAUGAAGAAAAUGAUGACACACUGAAGUUAGAGGAUAGAUUUGAUAGAAAAACGAUAAAAUAUCUUACAGACAGAUCUCAUAAGGUGGUCAUAUUGCCAUCGUACAGUGAAUCUGUAGGACAAGCUGGCAUGUUAGUCAGGCACACAAAUGGUGUAAUGGAAGGUGUUUAUGAUCCUAGAGCUAAUGGCAGCGCUUCAGGAUUUUAG
Messenger RNA from Hyposmocoma kahamanoa, 1845 nucleotides. Its product is annotated as oxamate amidohydrolase proenzyme-like. The record is from RefSeq and is a predicted model, not a curated record. The transcript has 3 exons. Lineage: Eukaryota; Metazoa; Arthropoda; Insecta; Lepidoptera; Cosmopterigidae.